Molecule: messenger RNA, 2327 nt
Organism: Orcinus orca (killer whale)
Lineage: Eukaryota; Metazoa; Chordata; Mammalia; Artiodactyla; Delphinidae
Gene: LRRC74B
Product: leucine rich repeat containing 74B
Molecular function (GO): protein binding
Source: RefSeq, a predicted model, not a curated record
AUGAGGGGUCCCUGCGAGGGGCCUGGAGAGAAGGAAGAGCUGGAGGAAGGGGCGGCGGCGGCCGCUGGGCGUCCUGCAGGGGUCCCGGAGGCCCAGAAGGGUUCGGACGCGGAUUCGAACUCCGACCAGGAGAAAGAAGGCACCCAUAAGCUUGGAGAACUGGGCAAGGACACCCUCUACCUGAGGUCUUGCUGGGCCCACAGCGUCGUGCCUGCUUCCUGCUUUCUGCGCCAAGGGAGCACCCCAGAGCUCAACCUGCAGCACUGUGGCCUGGGGCCCCAGGCUGCCCAGGCUCUGGCUUCUGUGUUGACCUCCAAUCCCUACAUCAAGCGGCUGGAACUUCAGGACAGUGGGCUCUGUGGGGCCGGCACAGAGGCCCUGGCAGGUGCUCUGCGCAAAAGCAGUAUCUGUGAUGUGGACCUGUCGGAGAACCAGCUGGGAGCGGUGGGAUCCUGGGCUGUCUGUGCCGCCCUGGCGGUGAACCCGGCUGUGCAGAAGGCACAGCUGGCAGGGAAUGGCCUGGAGGAGCAGGUGGCCCAGUACCUUGCUGAACUCCUGCUGGCCCACACAGGCCUGAAACCCCUGGACCUGAGCUAUAACCAGCUGAAUGACCAAGCAGGGGAGAUGCUUGGACCAGCCCUGGCAGAAAAAGGACUCACUGAGCUUAACAUAAGCUGGAAUCACCUGCGAGGCCCAGGAACUGUAGCCUUCGCCAGGGGACUAGAGGCAAACAUCUUCCCGAAGGUCUUGGACAUCUUGUAUAAUGGCUGUGGGGAUCCGGGAGCCUCCGUGCUGGGGGGGCUCAAGACCAACAACAUGUUGGAGGAGGUCUACAUGAGCAACAACCGCAUCUCUGCAGUGGGAGCCCUGAGCCUGGGCCUGCAGGUCAACCAGACACUGAGGAUUCCUGCUGUGUCCAGGAAUCCCAUGCGAAGUGAAGGCUGCUUUGGUGUUCUCAGGUCUGUCCAGGCUAAUCCACUGUCUGCCCUAGAGCUGCUGGAUUUUUCUGAUAUCCAUGUGAACAGAGAGUUUGAUGACCUCACCAGCUCAGUGAAGGUCAUUCUUCCAGGGCUUUACAUAACUGCCCACAGAGUGGAGUACAAAAAAGAAUUCCUGCCCGUCUUCAGACCGUCUCAAUGACUAUGUUGUAUGGUUUCUUCAUCUCUCCCAUUGGCCACUUCAACUUUGAGAUGCCUUUCAACACAUGAGUCUGCACCAAGUCCCCAGGUCAACUGGGUGGCAAGUCCUACAGAGCCGGCCUUCAUAGUGACUCAGACACUGGUACUAAUCGGGGCCUUCCUUUGCUCUCACUCAUUCGUGUAACACGAACUUGUAUUAUAUGUUGCACACUGAGCUGGGCAUGGGGUCAAAGAUGCCCAAACAAGACCCUGCCCUGGAGACCUUUGGACACAAUUAAAAUAUAAGGUGGUCUGCAACUGGCAUUCUCAAAGUCAACUUGGGAGAAGGCAAAUGGACACAGCUUUUUUGGAAGGCAAUUCAUCAUCAUGCACCAAGAGCCUUAAAAUUGCCUGUCCUGCGAUCCAAAGUUCUGACUAAUCUGCUCCACAGAAAUCACCAGAGAUGCAUGGAAAACCGGAUGCCCAAAGAUGCACAUGCAAAUGCUGUUUAUGGUAUGAAAAUUGAAAAUAAUCUAAAUGCCCAAUAACAGGGGAUUGGUUUACUACAAUUUGGAAUUCUGUAAACAUUAAAAGUCAAGUGUUCGAAGAACAUUUAACAGUUUGUGAAAAUGCACAUGAUUGAUGUUAAGUGAGAAAAUCAGGAUAAAAAAAUCACAUGGUUUGUCUGGCAGCUCCUCAAAAGGUUAAACAUGGAGUUGACCAUAUGACCCAGCAAUUCCACUUCUAGAGAAAUGAAAACACACAAAACAUCUGAACCAUCUGAACACAGAUGUUCAUAGCAGCAUUGCUCAUAAUAUUCACAAAAUGCAAAUACCCACCAACUGAUGAGUGGAUAAACAAAAUGUGGUAUACCUAUACAAUGGAGUAUUAUUUGGCAAUAAAAAGGGAUGAAAUCUGGGGUGAUGGAAGUGUUCUAAAAUUGAUUAAGGUAAUGGUUGCACAACUCCAUUGACAUACUAAAAGUAUUUGAAUUGUAUACUUUAAACACGUGAAUGGUAUGGUAUAUGAACUGUGGCUCAUAAAGUUGUUUAAGAGAAAAAGGAAUGAGGGACUUCCCUGGCGGUCCAGUAGUUAAGACUCCAAGCUCCCAAUGUAGGGGGCCCAGGUUCGAUCCCUGGUUGGGGAACUAAAAUCCUACAUGCCGCAUGGUGCCACCUGAAAAAAAAAAAAAAAAAACAGAGAGAAAAA